CCUCUUUUCACUCUGUCUCUCUCUCUCUCUCUCUCUCUCUCUCUCCUGUUUCAACCUCAUGUCAGUUCACACUCUCCCCCACCAUUCACUCUCUCUCUCUCUGCCUUACACACACACUGACAGUGUGACACACAUGCAACCCUCCAUCUCUCCUCACUCCAAUGUGUGAAUACUGAAAACAGUCCCCACAACACCCACCAGGCCACCACCGCCACUUACAUUUACUCCCCACUCUCUCCCCCUACUCUCUCUCUAAAAACCCCCAUCACACCACAAUGCCCACCUCCCCAUUCUCCCUCAUCCUCUUCCUAAUCUUAUCCUUCACACCCCUCCUCCCCUCAACCUCCGCCGCAACCGCCCGCAACCGCCGCACCCUCCACCAACCCUUUUUCCCCUCCGCCCCCCCAACCCCACCCCCUUCCCCUCCACCCCCACUUCCACCUAAAUACCCUUUCUCUUCCACUAAUACCACUAGUACCCCCACCACCAACCCUCCCUUUUUCCCUUCCGUACCGUCCCCUCCUUCCCCGCCCUCCCCCGCCUCCUUCGCCUCCUUCCCCGCCAACAUCUCCUCCCUCAUCCUCCCUCACUCCCCCUCCUCCCCGAAACCCCUCUCCUCCAAGCUUGUCACCGUCGCCGCCGUCCUCACCUCCUCCGCCGCCAUCGUCACCGCAGUCAGCGUCUUCCUCUACCUCCGCCGCCGCAGCACGCGGCGUAACCCCCCCGACGACAAGUCUAUCGUCUCGGACGUCAGCAAUGCGAACGCGCUGCGUGUCGUUAGUCGCGUGCUUCCGAAGCAGCAGAGACGAUCGCCGCCUCCGAACAAUAACAGCUCCGAGUUUCUCUACCUCGGCAACAUUGCCACCUCCCGCGGCGGCGCCAUCGGCGGCGGAGACGGAGACGCGAGCCUGAGGAAAUUGGACUCGCCGGAGCUACGCCCGCUGCCGCCGCUUCGCCAGCAGAGUACUUCGAAGCAGAAUUUCGCCAAUGCUUCAGACGUGGCCUCCGAAGACGAGGAGUUUUACUCCCCGAGAGGAUCCUCCGGCGGCCGCGAGAGCUCUGUCGAAACCGGAUCCGCCUCCGUGGGACCGUUUGCGGCCGCCGUAGCGGCAGAGAAUAAUCACGUGGUCACGUGUAGGAGUGUGUCGAGUAAUUCUUCUAUGUAUUCCUCGUCGAAUUCGGGGUCCCCUGUAAGUACUUCUCCGCCAGUAAGCUUGAGUCCAAUGAAAUCAUCGCCUGUCACGACCCCAAUGAACGAUUUGAAGAGUUCCCCGUCCGUUUCGCCGCCUUCUUCGUCGUCGCCGGACAGGGGUUCGGAGAAAAGCCUGGUUUCGUCACCCGGGAUAACGUACGAUGUAGUGGUCCUGGAGGCGGCGAGGAUCAGCCCCGUUCGUAAUAAGGUUAAUUCUCUGUCCCCGUCGCUGUCUCCUUCUUUAUUAUCGUCGCCAGAGAGGCCUGUGGAGAAAAACCAUGAUGUUUUGUUAACUAGAACGCCCAGCGUUUCGAAUCACAAUGUGGCGUCUCUAGUGAGAACUAGUAGCGGUGAUGUGGAUCGAUUGGAUCAUGAGAAGAAUCCGGGGAUCCCGUUACUAUCAUUAUCCUCCCCGGAAAGAGAUUUGGAGAAAACCCAUGAUUUGUCACCAAGAAUAUUCAAUGUUUCGGUUGUUAAUGUUGAGUCUCCUGUGAGAAGUAGUAGUGCUGUUGCUUUGGAUCAAUUUGGUAGUAAGAAGAAUUCUCGAUCCCCAUCAGUGUCAUCAUCACCAAGAAUAUCCAAUGUUUCGAAUCGUAAUGUUGAGUCUCCAGGUGCUGUUGCUUUGGAUCAAUUUGGUAGUAAGAAGAAUUCUCGAUCCCCAUCAGUGUCAUCAUCACCAAGAAUAUCCAAUGUUUCGAAUCGUAAUGUUGAGUCUCCAGUGAGAAGUAGGAGAACUAGCUUUGAUCAGUUGAGUAAUAAGAAGAGUUCUCGAUCUCCAUCGCUAUCUUCAUUGUCGUCGUCCUCCCCGGAGAGAGCAAAUGUAAUGUCGUAUGCUGGGAAUCUGAAUGUGGAGUAUUCGGGUAGGACUAGUAGUGGUAAUUUGAAGGGAUUGGCAAAUAAGAAUUCUCGAUCCCCGUCGGUAUCUUCAUUGUCAUCCUCUCCAGAAAGUCAUUUGGAGAAAACCCAGGAUUCGUUGUCUGGAGUUUCACAUGUUUUGAACACGAAAGUGGGGUCUCCGGCUAGAUUGGGCAAUGCUAUACCACCGGAGCUACCACGGCCACGAAGACAUUGGGAAAUUCCAGUUUCCCCUGAUUCUUCACCUUUGGAGAAAAGCCAUGAUUCAUCACCUAGAAUGUCCAAUGUUGUGAGUCAAAAUUUGGAGGAAUUGGCUUAUCAGAAGCAUUCUCGAUCAUCCUCACGGUCUUCUUUAUCCUCACCUCAAAGGCCUUUGGAGAAAAUCCGAGAAUCAUCAACAAGGAUUUCGAAUGUUUCGAGUCCAAAUGAGGGAUCUCCGGCCAGAACAGGCAAGUUUACUCCGCCACCACCUCCACCACCACCGCCGCCUCCGCCACCGCUACCGCCAUCACGGAAACAAUGGGAAGUUCCAGUUUCCACCCAGUCUGUUCCUCCGCCAGUUUUGAAACCACCAGUUUUGGUAACAGCUCCGAGACUUGUUAAUAUUCCUACUCCGACAUUGAUAUCUCCCAUUGAAUUGCCUCCCACUUCAGAAAAUGCUGAGGAGGAUGAGGAGACUGAAAAACCCAAGUUGAAGCCACUGCACUGGGAUAAAGUCAGAGCAAGCUCCGAUCGUGAGAUGGUUUGGGAUCACCUAAAUUCAAGCUCGUUUAGAUUGAAUGAGGAGAUGAUUGAAACAUUAUUUGUUGUGAAUAAACCGAGCUCAAAUCAUAAAGAAGCAACACGACGUUAUGUUCUUCCCUCACCAAGUCAGGAGAAUAGGGUGCUUGAUCCGAAGAAGGCACAGAACAUUGCAAUUGCACUAAGAGCACUGAAUGUAACAAUAGAGGAAGUUUGUGAAGCCCUUUCGGAAGGUAAUGUUGAUGCUCUUGGAACUGAGCUUCUUGAAAGUUUGCUAAAGAUGGCUCCAACUAAGGAGGAAGAAUAUAGACUGAGAGAGUACAAGGAUGAUUCGCCUUUCAAACUUGGACCUGCUGAGAAAUUUCUGAAGGCAGUGCUUGAUGUACCUUGUGCAUUUAAAAGGGCAGAUGCAAUGCUUUACAUAGCUAAUUUUGAGUCUGAGGUUGACUACCUCAAAAAGUCAUUUGAGACCCUAGAGGUAGCAUGUGAAGAACUGAGGAGCAGCAGGAUGUUUUUGAAGCUUCUAGAAGCUGUGCUAAAAACUGGUAACCGUAUGAAUGUUGGAACAAACCGCGGUGAUGCCCAUGCAUUCAAGCUGGACACGCUUCUCAAGCUUGUUGAUGUAAAAGGUGCCGACGGGAAAACCACACUCUUGCAUUUUGUCGUACAAGAAAUUAUCAGAAGUGAAGGAGCUCGUCUUUCUAGUGGAGAUCGAAACCCUAGUUCCUCAAUCAACGACGAUGCCAAGUGCAGAAAGCUUGGCCUACAAGUUGUUUCUGCUCUCAGUUCAGAGCUGAAAAACGUCAAGAAAUCUGCUGCCAUGGAUUCAGAGGUGCUCAGUAGCGAUGUACUGAAACUUUCUAAAGGACUUGGAAACAUUGCAGAAACUGUACGAUUAAAUGAAGAAAUGGGAUCGGAAGAAAGCACCCAGAAAUUCUCAGAGUCGAUGACGAGGUUUGUGAAAAUGGCAGAGGAGGAGAUUAUAAGGAUUCAGGCCCAAGAGAGUGUGUCUCUUUCACUAGUGAAGGAGAUAACUGAAUAUUUCCACGGAAAUUCAGCCAAGGAAGAAGCUCAUCCGUUUAGGAUUUUCACUGUAGUGAGGGAUUUCCUAACGAUUCUCGAUAGGGUUUGCAAGGAAGUUGGGAUGAUCAAUGAGCGGACUAUAGUCAGUUCCGCCCAUAAAUUCCCAGUUCCAGUCAAUCCGAUGAUGCAGCCUCUUACUAGCGGAUUCCAGGGAAGGCGGCCGUACGGUUUCUCCGACGAUGAAAGUUCCUCUCCUUAGUAAUAUGUCUCACAUCAAGUAACAUUUUUGUUGCCUUCCGCCAAAAAGUGUAAUCCAUGGCUUGGCUGGUAGUUCUUGAACCUUUUUUUCUUCUUCUGUAUUUAUAUAUAGACCCAUGUAAAAGAUUGUGAAAUUGUUUCAUCAUAUAGAUAUAAACAUAUAUAUAUAGAGAGAGAGGUUUAGAAGAAUAAUGCAAUCCAGUUGGGAUUAUAUAAUAUAUGGUUCUGUAAAAAGUUUGGGAUGGAAUAGAAAGUUGCUGGUAGCUCUCAGUGUGUA
Molecule: messenger RNA, 4346 nt
Organism: Rhododendron vialii
Lineage: Eukaryota; Viridiplantae; Streptophyta; Magnoliopsida; Ericales; Ericaceae
Product: formin-like protein 1
Exons: 4
Coding region: 276-4070 (1264 amino acids)
Biological process (GO): actin nucleation; actin cytoskeleton organization
Molecular function (GO): actin filament binding
Source: RefSeq, a predicted model, not a curated record